AUGUCGAAUUCUCAUAGCGACUCUUUUCGUAAAUUACGCUCUAACUGGUACCAUGCUGUCCUGAAACUUCAUGGCUCUGAUAAAUUACAGGAAUCAGUCAAAGACAACGCUAGACAGCUCUGUUCCCAACUAUCGACCCUCGAUGGCAAACCUGUGGACCCCCUUCCAUACCUUCUCAACGGCUCAAUCAAUGUUCUCACCAAUUUUCUUCUUGGCGUUCACUACAAAAUAGACGAUGAAAACUUUCAAACAGUUUCCAAAAUGACGAAAGAUUUGCUGAGAAAUCUGAUGGGCUAUGUUCAGGCGAAGAUGACCGCAUCAAUAACUCCUAAAUGGCUCAUCAGAAUGCACUGGUUCAGGAAGCUAAAGAUGAAGAUCUUCCCGAAGUACAAAGAAAUGUGCGAAUUGCUUUAUCUGAAAUUUCAGCCUUACAUUUACUCGUAUAUCAAAGAGCAUAGGAAAGGCCUUGAUGAAGAAAACUUCCGCGACUAUAUGGAUUUUCUUCUUGACUUGACUCGAACGGACUCAACAAUUGGCUACCAUACGAUCGGAUUUACUUUAGUUUCUCUGUACAUCGGCGGAACGGACACAAUAGCGAAUACAAUGCGAUGGCUUCUUAUCCAGCUUGCUCUUCGACCCUCUUUACAAAAUCGACUUUAUGACGAAAUCUCGACUGCCAAAAGUAAUAAAGGAUCGUUUGACCAAAAAGACUGUCCUUUGCUGUCAUCAGUGAUGCUAGAAAAUAGACGAGUUUUCCCAGUGGCUGACUCUUUACCGCAUCAAGUGGCGGAAGAUGUCGAAAUUGAUGGUUAUCGGUUCAAGAAGGGCGAUUUCUUUUUAGGAUCUUUGGCGAGUGUUAUGCGUGAUCCAAAAAACUUCAAAAAUCCAGACGAAUUUCUUCCUGAAAGAUUUUUGAGAAAUGGGGAGUUUGUUCACGAUCACAAGACAGAUUGUGUUAAUCGAGGAACUCUUGACAGCAUGAUGCACCUGACCAACUAUGCUAUCAACAAGGAGUCAGAAAAUUUUGUUGUCGAUGACAGCGAGGGUCAUAAAAGAAGAUUCGCUGCUAUUAAUGAAUGGCUCAGGGAAAACGGACACGAUGUUGGACAAGUCUGGAGAGAGAUCGACGAUGUUAUUGUUAAAACAUUAAUAUCAGCGCAAAACACGCUGCAGCACAAUUACAGAACAUGCUUUGCCCAUCAUUCGGAAAAAUCAGCAUGCUUUGAAAUUCUUGGAUUCGACAUUAUGCUCGACAAGCGCCUGAAACCUUGGGUCAUCGAAGUCAACCACACUCCUUCCUUUCACACUGACAGUCCGAUGGACAAAGAAAUCAAAGAACAACUCCUCGAAGACUCGUUCAAACUUAUUCACGUAAAAGCUUCUGAUCGUGUCGUCGCGCUGAAUGCGGAGAAGAAAAAGUCUCAAGAUCGUCUUUCAAAGAAAGAACGACACAAACCUGACAUGGAUCGUUCUGAGAAACUCGCGAAACGUGCUCUCGCUGAUGCCGUUUGGGAAUCUAAGCAUCUUGGCUAG
Molecule: messenger RNA, 1533 nt
Organism: Oikopleura dioica
Lineage: Eukaryota; Metazoa; Chordata; Appendicularia; Copelata; Oikopleuridae
Source: the annotation of a GenBank genome assembly